UGCCCCGCCCCUCAGGGGAGUAAGGAGCGCUACCAUUGGCAGGCUCAGAACGUGAAGGUGAGCGGGGUGGACGACAUGGUGCUGCUGUCCAAGAUCAAUGAGGACGCCAUCACGGAGAACCUGAAGAAGAGAUACAUGGACGACUACAUCUUUACCUACAUCGGUCCAGUUCUGAUCUCUGUGAACCCGUUCAAACAGCUUCCGUAUUUCACCGAGAGAGAAGUGGAGCUCUACCAGGGAGCGGCUCAGUAUGAAAACCCCCCUCACAUCUACGCUCUGGCUGACAACAUGUACAGAAACAUGAUGAUUGACAGCGAGAACCAGUGUGUCAUCAUCAG
Messenger RNA from Plectropomus leopardus (leopard coralgrouper), 338 nucleotides. Lineage: Eukaryota; Metazoa; Chordata; Actinopteri; Perciformes; Serranidae. The record is from RefSeq and is a predicted model, not a curated record.